AUGGCCCACCGCGACCCCUUCGACUUCCGCAAGGGCCUCCUCAACGAGGACCAGCUCUCCCAGCUGCGCAACCGCCGCAAGGGCCGCCACCUCGAAAAGUACCAGCGCCAGCAGAAUGACUUGAUUAUGGCGCUGCUGAAGCCGAUGGAUGAGCAUACGCGCCAGGCGGAGGACGAGGAGGCUGCGAAUCGGCUCCCGGUCAAAAUCGCCGUCUGGGCGAGUCUGCUAGCCAAUCUCAGUCUCUGCGUACUCCAACUAUAUGCGGCCAUCUCCUCCGCCUCCCUGUCCCUCCUGGCCACCGGUAUCGACUCGGUCUUCGACAUCGGAAGCAACGUCCUCCUUCUCUGGGCCCACUGGAAAGCCAGCCGCAUGGACCUCAACAAAUGGCCCGUGGGCGGAGCGCGCCUCCAAACUAUCGGCAACAUCGUCUACGGAUUCCUGAUGGGCUCCGUCAACCUCGUCGUCAUCGUCCAGUCCGUCCAGUCCAUCGUCACGCACAACAGCAGCGACGACCUCAAGGCCUUCCACGUCCCCUCGAUCGUCGCCGUCGCAGCCGCGCUCGCGGUGAAGUUCGCGCUGUUUGUGUACUGCCACACGCUGCGCCGCAGCUCGAGCCAGGUGCACGUCCUGUGGGAGGACCACCGGAACGAUCUGUUCGUCAACGGGUUCGGUCUGCUCAUGUCUGCGGGAGGGAGUAAGCUCAGGUGGUUCCUUGACCCGAUGGGCGCCAUUAUUAUCGCAACAGGCGUGAUCGUCCUCUGGGGCCGCACGAUCUACAAAGAGUUCGAGCUGCUCGCGGGCAAAUCCGCCCCGCACGACUUCCUGCAGCUCGUGAUCUACAAGGCGAUGACCUUCAGUGACGAGAUCGAGAAGAUUGACACGGUGCGGGCGUAUCAUAGCGGACCGGAUUACUUCGUCGAGGUUGACGUGGUGAUGAGCGCGAAUACGCCGCUGUGGAAGGCGCACGAUAUCAGCCAGCAGCUCCAGGACAAGAUCGAGGUGCUGCCGGGGGUGGAAAGGGCAUUUGUGCACGUCGACCACGAGACGACGCAUACGCCGGAGCACCGCAAGUUCCAGUAAAGGAAAGAUGAAAAAUGACUCCGCGAUCAUGCUUUGUAAAAACAAGUCUUCAAUCUUCACCUCUUUCCAAGACCAGUUUCUUUCCACGAAUGAUCCAAGGGUCGAUGCUGCUGUGGUCGAUAACGCCUUUAUGCCAGGACGCAGGGUUGAUACUAAUUACACAAGGGACAAUGUAGAUUAAUUUAACCCUGUAUUACUCGAUGCAUUCAAUUUCCACCAUCCUGCAUGACAGCCAACGGCGAAGCUUCGGGAUGCCCUGGUCGUAUCGCGCCAGCAGGUCCACACCGCCUGACGCUCGCACGUUAUGCAUUCCAGGAUACGAGCGCUCGCUGGUGCCGGCAGUUUGAGUGCUACGCGCAUCAUAGUUCCGCAUGCGUGCAUCGUCCUUUGCCCACUCCUCGAUGCACUUUCGUAUCUUUGCAUGUCGGAUAGUGAAAUGGUGAGCGAUGACGUCGGCCCAUAUACUGCUCUUGUAUUCGUCGUUCAUCCAUUCCACCAUUGCCCACCUCACGGUCUGGAGUGCGACGUUGCGGUUAUAUUGAAUGCUCCGCUUGUCAUUGGCGUUGGCUUUCCCGUAACCGGGUUCGUUGAAAAAUGGAGUGUCCACCAUUAUCAUACUCUGGAUACUAACCAACACUUGCAGGAGCGUGGACUUCGAGGACCACUGCUCUUCCGGCCGCCCGGGCCAAGUCCCCAAGAGAGACAGGCACAC
This is a messenger RNA of Gloeophyllum trabeum ATCC 11539, 1792 nucleotides long. Its product is annotated as CDF-like metal transporter. Gene Ontology annotation, cellular component: membrane. NCBI's taxonomy places the organism in Eukaryota, Fungi, Basidiomycota, Agaricomycetes, Gloeophyllales, Gloeophyllaceae. Gene Ontology annotation, biological process: monoatomic cation transport; transmembrane transport. The record is from RefSeq and is a predicted model, not a curated record. The transcript has 17 exons. Bases 1 to 1080 code for a protein of 359 amino acids. Gene Ontology annotation, molecular function: monoatomic cation transmembrane transporter activity.